Messenger RNA from Drosophila ananassae, 3083 nucleotides. RefSeq names its product sodium channel protein Nach (gene ppk24). The record is from RefSeq and is a predicted model, not a curated record. The transcript has 10 exons. Lineage: Eukaryota; Metazoa; Arthropoda; Insecta; Diptera; Drosophilidae. Gene Ontology annotation, biological process: sodium ion transmembrane transport. The coding region runs from base 433 to 2286 and encodes 617 amino acids. Gene Ontology annotation, cellular component: membrane. Gene Ontology annotation, molecular function: ligand-gated sodium channel activity.
CGGAACUGCAAAGACAGUGGAGUGUGAGCAGCAUUCGCUUGGAUUGAGCCUUUGUCUGGAUAUGACAGAUUUACUACGCAAUAUAUUCCCGCCAAGAGAUACGAAAAACUAUUGGCACCGGAAUCAACGCCGGAGGACGUGGGUCGUAGGUGGGGCGAAGAAAAAGGAAAAUUGCCAAGACGAAUCGAGAACAGGACCAAUGCCUACUUGAACGCCAGCCAGUCUCCACUUCCCCCGUCGGAGCCAACGAACACCACGUGCCAUGUCGCAGUUAAUUUGUUGGCAAUAAGUUGGAGCACCAGGCCUAAUUACAACAACACGCACGACAUGACUGCGAAAUUUUCAUUAAAAUCAGCCCUUGCCGAGGCGAGGACAAUGCCGCCCCUGGACCAACAGUUGCAGUCACGCCGUGGGCCUGGAUAGCUGGUGUUCAUGGAUCCGCAAGAACAAGAGCAGGAGCAGCUGCCCGUUCGGCUGGCAGUAGGACGGGCUGCCUGGUGGAUUCCCAAUCCGGGAAAAAAGAAACCCACCUCCCUCCUCCAACUACGUCACGCACCUGUUAUUGCCGUCGCCGCCGCGACUUCCGCCGAGGAUACGCGAAAAAUGUCAUUUGCUGCCGCUUUAAAGGAUUUGCUGGAGAACCUGUCUUUUCAUUGUUACGGUAAAUUAGUGGAGCACGGUCGCCGGAUUCAAGAGCGUUUCUUCUGGCUCGUUUUCCACAUAACCGCUUUGAGCGUCCUAAUUGCAUUCCUCUGGGGCACCUACACCAAUGAGCAGGAUGCCCUGGUGACCACCAUGUAUCACCCGUUGUAUCCCAUUUGGAAGGUGGAGUUUCCGGCCAUAUCCGUCUGUACUUUAAACCGCAUCUCUCGACGUGCUGCCUGGCGAUAUGCCCAGGAAUUGAGCUCCAAGGAUCCAAAAAACCAUAAUGCCACCUUUUUUUACGAAAAGCUCAAAGCUUUUCUGUACAUGUACUAUGAUCCUACCGAUCUAAAAGAUAUUGAUAAUGCCCUGAUGUUCCAAAGCUUCUUGGAUAGGUUUGAUACUGAGGCCCAUGAGUUAUUUUUUAACACCAGAAAGCGAAUGCAUGUUUUGACGCCAAACUGCAGUGAAAUAUUCGUGUCCUGCAGGAUUGCAGGACGACUUUUUAAUUGCCUUGAGCAGUUUGAAGAGAGCUUGACUAGUCAUGGUUACUGUUGUACUUUCAACUACGAUGGAAGGUAUAUUAAUAAAAGAGAUUUUCGCCAGCGAUAUUUUGGUCCAGACAUGGGUCUGGUAUUGACUUUAAAAACACAACCUGAUGACAAUUUUUACAAGAUAAAUGGCCACAACGGUUUUAUUUCCAUUUAUGAACCACACGCCUACCCGGAUCCAUUUUCUGGCGGUGUGGCCGAACGAAUUGCUGAAGUUGGCUUUAACACCUUGUUGCCAGUGAGGGCUAAAAUCUUUGAGACUCUUCCCGAGGCGCGCCGCAUGAGUCAGUCAGUGCGCAAAUGCCUGUUCGAGAAUGAAAUGCCUUGGGUGUUCGCCCGACACUACACCUUCAGCAAAUGCAUUUCCGCCUGCCGGGCUCAAAGUGUCGUCAGUUUGUGCGAGUGUGUCCCCUUUAGCCUGCCACAUCGCUACAUCGAUGGGAAUGAGAAGCGCAUCUACUGCACUCUGCAGCACAUGGCCUGCCUGAAGCGUUACGAAUUCAAGUGGCUCAACGUCAUCACCAGUCGCGAGAAUGUGACUGGUCUGGAGCACGAGCUGCAGGAUGCCCUCUUCUGUCCUUUAUGCUUACCUUCCUGCACAGAGACCCGGUACAGUGUGAGGGGCGCCAUGACCCUGGGCCUACCUACUCCCAGUCUGGCCAAGAGUCCGCCGCGUAGCAGUCCCGGACCGCGUGCCAAUAACAGUUACGGUUCCGGCUCGGGCCCUGGAUCAGGAUACGGCAAAGGCUCAUCCUCCCCCGCCGAGUUGGCCGUUGUUCGUAUUUAUUUUGCCGAAACGCACAUUCAAUACUUUCGCCAGAUUAUUAAGAGCGCCUGGUACGAGACCUUCAGUACAAUUGGCAACAUCUGCGGCAUUAUAGCGGGCUUCUCGCUGAUUGGCAUCUGCGAGCUAUUGUUUUUUCUAGCCAAACAAUUAUGGCAGGCAUGCCGGGCUGAAAUCAAAGCCGAGCUCAGUCACAUCCAAGAGAGGACCCACAUCCAAAGGGACACCAAGAGGGACCUGGCGGCGGUACAGCAUCCGGAUACUGAAUCGGAAGGAGAGCGGCCGAUGAAGUUGUUUAUACUGCCGUAAUUGAGCGAAAUGCAUCGUUAAUUUUAAAGCUCACUGAUUUUUAUGCAGUCUACUCCACUCCACUCGACUCCAGUCAAGUCCAGUGCCACGAAGGAAGUCCAACUCAAGUGCACUUACUUUGCAUUGUCACAUAAAAAUAAACAGAACUCACGUACGAUUGCCAAUUGGUGGACUGGGAAUGGCGAAGGGGUCGCCAAACAGCUGGAGUUGCCAAAAAGGCCCAGACGGUGACAUUAGCGCCAGUGGAUGUUGUUUUUUGUUGGCCCAUUCCCUUUCUGGACGGUUGCCCGGUCACUCGACCAGUUAUGGACCACAGCGGAUCCGCCCAGCACUUACAAUCAGCAUUAUCUUUUAUUUGUCGUAUGCAGAGUUGGCAAAAAAUAAAAGAACACACGCCGACAAACAGAAUGAGAGACACACCAUCUGCUCGAAAUCAUUGUGCCACAAUUGAGUCUAAAGUCGAUGAGGCAACACAGUUGGAGUCCACUCCAUCGUUUGCGACAAUUACCAUUUCAAUUAUUCUUCUCGAAUUACUUUUAUCUGGCGAAUAAUUUAUUGCCGGCUCAGAAACUCCGUGAAGCAAAUUUUCUGUUUACUUAUUCAGCAGUGGAAAAUUUAUUUGUUAUUCGCUCGAAUUGAACGAAACCCUCCGUAUGGCAUAGACAAGUAAUUUGAGGCUUCAUUAAAGCUUUACCUCAAUGAAAUCUUUGACGGGUUUUUGGCUUAGCCAGAAAACAUCCAUUGGUUAUGGGAGGGGAAUGGGGCGAAACAUACAAACAUCCAAGCAAAUAAACAGA